This is a messenger RNA of Gracilinanus agilis (Agile Gracile Mouse Opossum), 1920 nucleotides long. Its product is annotated as stonustoxin subunit alpha-like. Gene Ontology annotation, molecular function: protein binding. The transcript has a single exon. NCBI's taxonomy places the organism in Eukaryota, Metazoa, Chordata, Mammalia, Didelphimorphia, Didelphidae. The annotation marks the transcript as partial. The record is from RefSeq and is a predicted model, not a curated record.
CUAACAAUGAACCACCUGGGAUAUCAGAAUAUCUCUUUCGCUGAUGUACUUGACAAAGGGACAGCCACCCACGUGGUCACUGCAGUGCUCUAUGGUGCCCAGGCUUUCUUUGUGUUUGAUCGAAAAGUUUCCACUAAUGAAAAUAUCAAGGAUAUAGAAGGAACAUUUAAGGUUCAAUUAAAGAAAAGUCUUAAAACAAAGGGAAACAUAGAGGGGAAGGCAAAAAUAGAGAACAGGGAGGAAAAAUUAGCUAAAGAAUUCAGUUGUAGCUUUUAUGGAGAUUUUGUUCUUGAGAAUAAUCCAGUGUCUUAUGAAGAUGCAAUAAAAGUCUCCGCCUCCCUUCCUAAGCUGUUUAAGGGUCACGGGUUGCCCCUCCAAGUCUGGCUGUACCCUCUAGAGAAGCUGAGCUCCAAGGCUGCCAAGUUGGUACAAGAGAUCAGCAUUACCUUGGUAUGUGAUGCCCAGGUCACUCUGGAGAAGUUAUCUGAGUGUGACAAGAAGUGUAAUGACAUUCUAGAGGCACCAGGUCUCUUUGUGUUUUCUGCAACCCAGGAAAAAGUCAGGCUAUUCCAAAUGCUGAAUAAACAGCACAGACAGAUUUUACAAAAGGAAAUAGCCAAGGUGUUACCUCAGAUCCGGAUGGGCGAAGCAAAGGAAAAUGAGCUGGUCAGCAUUUUAACUAGAGAAAGCCAGUCCCCAUUCAGCUCCAGGAGGCUCUCAGAAUUCAUAGAUCAGAAGCUCCAUGAGAUAAAGGUGGUAAAUUCCUACCUCACCCUUUUGAAGGAGGUGAGAGUCAUAGCUGACCAGACUGAGUUGGAGGAUGUAGUACUAGGCUCUCUCCACCAAUCUAUCUUGGUGUUUGCUUUCACCUCCUUGCAGGAGGAACCAUACUUAACAGAUUGGAAACAGUGGCUUGAGAAUCCAGUUUCAUUCAGUCCUAAAUGUGCGCAAAAGAGGUAUUAUUCUUGGGUGGAGGACAAAGAUACGAGGAGAAAAGGGACCCAAUUGGCAGAAUCCUUUUCCAAGUUUGCCGAGAUCAAUCACUCCACUGGGAAGACUCGGUUCCUUGUGGCAUCUGUCCCAGACCAAGAGAACAAGGGGGUCUCCAUUCACCUCUAUGAAAGGGGACAUCUGGUCAGCACCAACUUUCAGCUACCAGUCAAACCUCCCCCUCCCCAGAUUGGUGGAGUCACACAUGAUUGUGUAGAGCUCAUACUGACUCCAGCAUCUGGGAAGAAGGAAGAGAUCCUUUACUAUUGGGUACAAUACCGAGUUGUAGGAAGUGAUACCUGGAGCACCAAAUGUGGGUUUGGAGAGGGAAAUGUAUUCAAAGUGAGUGAGCUACAGCCCAGCACAGAGUAUCAAUUCAGGUUUGCUCAGUUGUAUAAGAUAGGAUGGGGUGAGAAGAGUGAUGUAAGUUCUGUUGUGAAGUGUAAUGCAAGGCCACUACGAGAACCUUUUGCUUCUGUAAUUUCAUUAGGGGAAAAAAUAUUAGAUACAUUCUUCAAAAAGAGCUAAGGUAUAAAAAGUAGUAAAGCUCCAACUGACGGUGCUUUUGCUUUCUGGCUUUCACUUUGGCUGGAGGCUUUUGCUUCUUGGGCUUUGGCUUAGUGACCUCAGCUAGAAACUUAAAUGGUAAAACAGCAGCAAGAACACGAAUGGGUAGGAAUGGUAAUUACCCACCCAGUUAUUUCGUGAUGAAUUCUUCUUGACAAGCUUUGCAUCUUUUGUUAAUCAUAAAAAACAUGAUGAUUACAGAAUAUCAAUCAAAUAAUUUUGUAAUUCAGUAAAAGUUAAUGUAUGAUUUAAUCCAUUAUCUGCAAGAAAAAAAUGUAUGGUAAAUGUGAAAAUACAUGCCAGCAUGUAUGUAAUCUUAAGAAAAGGGUAUAAAAAAUAAAGACAGACUUAUUUGCUAUUUUA